Messenger RNA from Gadus morhua (Atlantic cod), 1237 nucleotides. RefSeq lists its product as uncharacterized. The record is from RefSeq and is a predicted model, not a curated record. Lineage: Eukaryota; Metazoa; Chordata; Actinopteri; Gadiformes; Gadidae. The transcript is spliced from 10 exons. Bases 26 to 1087 code for a protein of 353 amino acids.
UCCAGAGCUGCAGUAUGUCCUGCAGAUGCAACCAUUUUUAUCCGUGAUGCAUGCGAAAGGUCACUCAACGAGAUGUGAGGUUGAGUGGAGUGGUCGCAACCAGAAGGGGGCAGGUCUGACAGUUGGUGAGGAAGUGGAAAUGGUAAAUUCUUACCUCUCACGUGCAGCGACUACCACCAAAUACAUGAAAAAAGCAAGACGCACCGACAUGAUAACGCUUCAUGCUCGUGGUUGGAACAUGGGAAAGGUGAAAGUCUUGCACAGAUACCUAGCCAAAAGAUAUAUCAAGUCUAAGCAGAGGGCAGUUGCUGUGGGCAAGGAACUCCAAAACCUUUUGACAACACUGCAGACAACUCAAGUGGAGAUGAAGCAGUGGGUGAAGGAGGUUGAGGAGUGGGCUGCAUCCAGUCCAAAGUCCACCAAUUGCCAGGACCAACAGGGGCUGCAGCCGGUCAUGGAGGGUCUUGUCCUAAAGAUCAAGCAGCGUAAAGCUGAGCUGUACAGAGACAUAGACAAUAAUAAAGAUCGCAGGCCAAAGCGGGACCUUAUUACGAAGGAGAAACGUAAACUGGAGGAGUCAAUUGCUUCGUACAACAGUCUUGUACCUGACACGGCGGCUGUUGAUACAGCAGAUGCCAUUCUGAGUCAGGAAUUCCCCAUUUGGCCAUGGGAUUCUGCAUCCACAAUCCCCCUCGAGACCAAGAAGGUGGUUUUUGACAAAACCAUGCUGCUGUCUCGAGUCCAGGAAGAGGAUGGGAUUCUCAUUAAGGAGAUGAGGAACCACUGCCGCUACCUGACUGGAUCCUCAAAAGCGGUCAAAAGAGAGAUCCAUCAGAUUGAGGAGGACCUGUCUAAACACAGCUCUCCUCCUCCUAACAUGUCCUUGCAGGCCUAUGAGGGGCUGAAGUGCUUGUUGCUACAAAAGCUACAGGGGUUGACCAAACAGAUGGAUGAGGCCUUCACUACAUACAGGAAUGUAUUGACAGACCCCACUGUGCUUCGGGAAGAGAUUGAAGGCAUAGAGGAGAUGGAGGAGGGGGAGAUUCCAUUGUCCCUUGACGAGACUGACUCUGACAAUGCUGAAUAACGCGUCUCUGCAGGAGGAGAUUGAGCGGAAGGAGGGAUAAUUUGACAAGAUAUGUUGUAAAAAUGUUUAACUGGCCUCAUCGCAUAAUAUAAUCUAUAAAAACAAACUGUUCAAAAUGUUGUGUUGAGCUUGUGAUCUUGUUGUGCAAUU